Molecule: messenger RNA, 569 nt
Organism: Castor canadensis (American beaver)
Lineage: Eukaryota; Metazoa; Chordata; Mammalia; Rodentia; Castoridae
Source: RefSeq, a predicted model, not a curated record
AGAGGCCGCACUAGUAACUUCUCAGGUCCGGGGAUGUUCUCUCCCUGCAUAUAUGUGAGAGGCUCCUGGGGCAGCGCCUGUGAGUGAAGUCACUGGAUUGAAAGGAAUUUCAUCACAUGGCGGCUGAAGAAGUGACCAUUACGGUUCGUCUCAUUCGUUCCUUUGAACACCGAAAUUUCAGACCUUUAGUGUACCAUGGAGUUAAUUUGGACCAAACCGUAAAGGAGUUCCUAGCAUUUCUAAAGCAAGAUGUCCCUUUGAGAACCAGCCUGCCACUACCAUUCAGAAAUUAUAAAUAUGAUAAACUAAAGAUCAUUCAUCAAGCACAUAAGUCAAAGACGAACGAACUGGUGCUGAGUUUGGAGGAGGAUGACAGACUUCUGCUGAGGGAAGACAGCACUCUGAGAGCAGCGGGAGUUGCGAGCGAAACUGAAAUUGCAUUCUUCUGUGAAGAAGAUUACAAGAAGUACCAGGCUAAUCCCGUUUCAUCCUGGUGAAAAAGUCCCAGGAGCUGCAGUUCUGCACACCUGUCUUAAGCUCUUUAUUCCCCUAGUGAGUUUUUGAAAUUG